Messenger RNA from Grammomys surdaster, 997 nucleotides. RefSeq names its product ubiquitin conjugating enzyme E2 S (gene Ube2s). Lineage: Eukaryota; Metazoa; Chordata; Mammalia; Rodentia; Muridae. The record is from RefSeq and is a predicted model, not a curated record. Bases 178 to 849 code for a protein of 223 amino acids. The transcript is spliced from 4 exons.
GCCGACGUAACGUUGCAAGCGUUUUGUAGCGGGCGGCGGAGUUAGUGAGGAGCGGAGCGGGGCCUCGGGGGCCUCGCUAGGGCCAAAGCGGCCGGCAGUUGGGCCCCCCGCCCCGGCCGGCGGUCCGAGGAGUGCAGGAAGGGGGCCGGGGGGACCCGCCCCCGGCCGGCUGAAGUCAUGAACUCCAAUGUAGAGAAUUUGCCUCCCCACAUCAUCCGCCUAGUCUACAAGGAGGUGACAACACUGACAGCAGACCCACCUGAUGGCAUUAAAGUCUUUCCCAAUGAGGAGGAUCUCACGGACCUGCAGGUUACCAUCGAGGGCCCUGAAGGGACUCCUUAUGCUGGAGGUCUGUUCCGGAUGAAGCUCCUACUGGGGAAGGACUUCCCUGCAUCCCCGCCCAAGGGCUACUUCCUGACUAAAAUCUUCCACCCAAAUGUGGGCCCUAAUGGCGAGAUCUGUGUCAACGUGCUCAAGAGGGAUUGGACGGCUGAGUUGGGCAUACGGCAUGUGCUGCUGACCAUCAAGUGCCUGCUGAUCCACCCUAACCCAGAGUCUGCACUCAAUGAGGAGGCAGGCCGCUUGCUUUUGGAGAACUAUGAAGAGUAUGCUGCCCGGGCCCGUCUGCUCACAGAAAUUCAUGGGGGUGCAUGUAGCACCAGCAGCGGGAGGGCUGAGGCUACCCGGGACCUGGGCAGUGGGGCUUCAGCCUCCUCCACUGACCCUAUGACCCCAGGGGUUCUAGGAGGAGCUGAGGGUCCCAUGGCCAAGAAACAUGCAGGUGAGCGAGAUAAGAAGCUGGCAGCCAAGAAAAAGUUGGACAAGAAGCGAGCGCUGAGACGACUGUAGUGGGGCUCUUCUCUCUCCAUUCCUCCCUUCUUUUCUGUCCCCUCCCACUCUGUCUCUAAGUUAUUUAAAUUAUGGCUGGGGUGGGGGAGGGAGUUGGGGGGGCACCAGAACCUGGAUUUGGUUUUCUAAAUAAAAAGUUGGAAAAGCA